AUGGGAACCACCACAAAGAAGUUCGAAAGUUUUGAACAACAAUUUGUUGAAUUAAUUUGUGAAUUCCAGUCAAUUACGUCUACUGGAGAUACAGCUUUGGCUUCUCAAGCUCUAUACUCUUACAUCGUAUCUCGUUUAGUGCUAUGUUCAGUGGUUUACUCCGGGGAAGAAAAGCAACGGUGUAGGAUGCGGGAACAAAGAAACGAAGGCUUUAGGACGUCUGAAAAUCAACUUCGAGAAGAGUUACGUAGCGAAGCAACGCGUGCAGAAGCGGCAGAAGCAGCCAAGGAUACCGCAGCUCGGGUGACGGCUGAGGCACGCGCUAACGCCGCAGCCGCCACCGCUGGCGCUACACAGGCUGCUAAAGCGCUCGCUACAGUACAAGAUGAAUUGUCCACUGUUAAAAUGGAACUUGAGUUAUCAGAACGCCAGCGAGUGCUUUUUGAGGAAAAAUGUACGGAAAUGUCAAAAAAAUUAAAUACAUUAGAGAGAGAAGUCCAGCAGUUACGCCCACUUCAAUCUACUGUUGUGAACUUACAGCGUCAGUAUAUAGAACUGCAAGAACGUACACAAAAUGCAACGGAAGAAGCACGAACGGAGGCAACUCGUCUCGAAACGGAACUGCGACGAGUAGAGCGGUGCGCCAACGCGGGCGCGGAGCUGCGCGAGCGCGCGCGCCUGGCGGCCGCCGCGCACGCGCGCGCGCGCCGCCUCGCCGCCGCCGAGCUGCGACACAAUAUACACGAGCUGCAUAAUGCUAAUGCUGAAAUAGCUCGUAUGGGAAUAAUAAUAACGGAAUUACAAUGCCAGCUGUCUAAACAACAGAACCAAUCAAAUACUAAGUCACACGAUGCGGAUUCUGAAACAGUAAUAGAACUUAGAGCCGCACUAGAAGCCGAAAGAGCUGGGACUGACAGACUCGGACGUGCUUUAGCUUCGGCUUUAGCCGACAACGCUACUUUAGCUGCACAACUACAUAUAAAUGAUAAUUUAAAUGAAGAAAAAAAUCAACCACAACCUGUAGAUGACUCUACAACAAAUAUAUGUCCGAUUGACUCAUUUCUAGCAGAU
Molecule: messenger RNA, 1071 nt
Organism: Brenthis ino (lesser marbled fritillary)
Lineage: Eukaryota; Metazoa; Arthropoda; Insecta; Lepidoptera; Nymphalidae
Source: the annotation of a GenBank genome assembly